AUGCCUAGUUAUGUGGAGUUUAUGAAAGAAAAUUUAACGAAGAAGAGGAAACUAGAGGAUUAUGAGACAGUGACACUUGCUGAGGAGUGCAGUGCGAUACUUCAAAAGAAGCUACCUCCCAAGCUUAAAGAUCUGGGUAGUUUCAACAUUCCAUGCUCUGUAGAGGGGGUGGGUGGUUCAAUGUUAGGGUUUCAGUAUCAGCCACCGUCUUCCUCUUCUUCUUCUUCUUCUUCUUCUAAUAACAAUGGUGAUCCCGAUCUUGAAACUUUUGAUCUCGGUCAUGAGGCUGUCGAGAAGGAGAAGGAAGAGGAGGUAAGUGGAGCUUCUAUUCAUCAGGAGCUUGCGAGGUUGGAAUUGAAGGAGACCGAGGAAGAGCCGGUUCUGAACCCGGAUUUGGAGGAGAAGAAAGAAGAAAAAGAAGAAGAGAAGGAUGAGGAAAAGGUUGUUGACAGGGAUUUGAGUGGAGAAGAAAUGGGGAGCCAGAAUGAAAGUGACGAUGGAAAUGAGAAUGUGAAUGAGGAUGGGUAUGGGAAUGGGAAUGGGAGUGAGAACGAGAAUGAAAAUGAGGAUGAGGAUGAAGAUGAGGAUAGGAAGAGAGAAGUAGAAGAGAACGAUGAUGAAGAUGGUGGAGUGGGAGAGAAUAACAGUGGAAAUGAGACUGAAAAUGGCAGUGAAGUAAAUAAUGGUAGCGGUUAG
Messenger RNA from Humulus lupulus (European hop), 696 nucleotides. RefSeq lists its product as uncharacterized. Lineage: Eukaryota; Viridiplantae; Streptophyta; Magnoliopsida; Rosales; Cannabaceae. The transcript is spliced from 2 exons. The record is from RefSeq and is a predicted model, not a curated record. The coding region runs from base 1 to 696 and encodes 231 amino acids.